Metschnikowia bicuspidata var. bicuspidata NRRL YB-4993 is the source of this 2575-nucleotide messenger RNA. RefSeq lists its product as uncharacterized. The transcript has a single exon. Lineage: Eukaryota; Fungi; Ascomycota; Pichiomycetes; Serinales; Metschnikowiaceae. Gene Ontology annotation, cellular component: MICOS complex. Gene Ontology annotation, biological process: cristae formation. The record is from RefSeq and is a predicted model, not a curated record. Bases 343 to 2088 code for a protein of 581 amino acids.
UGCACGAUGAAAGACCUCAGUUCCUGGCGAAAUUGUUGAUCCCCUCAGGUGCCUCGGUAUUAGCCGUCGAAAAAAACCGGCAUUUCCCGCCCUUCAUUUGAUAUUCCCCUUCCUAAAUAUCGCAUUCUUCCGAUUGCGCUGCAGAUGUCCGCCUAUCAAUUCUUGUCUGCCCGACUUAUAUAGAAUAACGCUGUGCUUCACCCAGAUCAUUUCCCAGACCUAUGUAUGCGCGGGGCACGAACCACACCCGUGCACCACGCGAUAUCGUGCGCUUUGGUUGGCCAACUCAGUCAAAAUCUUCUCACGGGCCCGAAAAGACCAUCGAUUCAACAACAAAUCCACAUGUUUGGCGCCGCCUCUAACCGUGCCGUUUCUUCGAGCUUGCGGUCACGUGCCACCCGGUCGCUUGUGUCGUCGGCCCGCGUUUUCAACGCGCCCGUGACGCAGCCCGGGAAACCGGUGACCUCCCAGGCGGUCAAGAGCGACCCUCUUGGUGUACCUCAUGCCCCAAAAAACGCUCACAAUGGCGUGAAACCCGAGGUCAAGGCAAAUGUACAGGAAAACAACAAGCAGCAGGUCCCCCCCAAGAAGCUGUUUUCGAUUUUCGGCCUUUUGUGGAAGGCUGCGCUUGCUGCGUCGGUGGUCUAUGGGGGUACCAUGUAUGCGGCCACGAAAAACGACCGGGUCAUGGAUUUCGUCAUUGACAAGCAGUUGCCCUACUACGAGGAAUUGGUCGAUUUGAUUGAGAACGGGUCCGUGGCCGAGCUCCAGGCCCUUUGGACUAAAUUGUCGAAAAACGUGUCUCUCCCCUCCAAGGGUGCUAUUGAGGAAUUGACCCAAAAGAUCGAGCAGCAAGGCGAGCAGUUGAUUGAAGAAACUAAAAAGAAGUUGUCUCACGCCCAAAACUCGCUUCCCUCUGAACAAUUGCAGAAAAGCGUAGGUAUCGAGACUGUCCCCGGAAAGAUCGAGAAGAUCCCGUUUGUGGCAUUGAACGACAGUAUUUCCGGCCUUGCUGACGACUCUGUUAAGGCCACUAUCAGAUCGUUCAACGAAAUGCUUGAGUUGCUCGACGGUAGCAACCUUGGCCCAAAGAAAGAUGCCAUGGUCAAGAAGAUCAGUGAAAACAUCAGUGCGUUAUCCCAGAAACUUGCAGCUUUGAACAACUCGUUUGAGAAAGAAUUGGAAACCAGAUUGAAGGACACCAAGACGCAGUUGCUCACUUCUCACACGCAGAAAGAGUUGGAGUUGACCCAGACUUUGUUGGACCAGUACAGUCAGGAGAAAUCUAUCUUGGAGAAAAAGUACAAGGAGAGGCUUUCGAGUGAGGUGACAGCUGCUGAAAAAGCGCUCAGCCAGGCGGCGAUCAAUGCCAUCACCAUGGUGAGAAUCGAACAAACUAAGCGGUUCGAGAAGAUGGUGAAGAAGAAGAUUGACGAAGAGAGAAACGGAAGAUUGAAGAAUUUGGAUGCGCUCUCCUCUAGAUUGGAGGAGGUGGAAAAGUUUGCGCUUGGCUUGGAACAACAGGUCUCGUCGAUCAAAUCCAAGACGUUCAUCCAGCGUGCUUCCGCCAAGUUGAAGUCUCUUUUGACGCAGACCCCAGAGGAUGCUCCUGCCCAAAGCUUCACCCCGUUUGUGGACAACUUGCAAACCGUCUCAAGCAAAGCCAGCGACGAGGUGAUUACAUUGGCACUCGAUGAGUUGAAGCCUUUGCUCAAGAACGAAAGCACGCAAUCGAUCUUGACGGUGCCUCAAUUGUUGACUGCUUGGGAGCAGCUUACGCCUGAGUUGAGAUCUGCAUCCUUGUUGCCACCCAACGCAGGCUUGUUGGGUCACAUGGCUUCCAUCUUCUUCUCCAAGUUGUUGAUGCCUGUGAAAGGCGCCAAACCUGACGGCAAAGAUAUUGAGUCUGUAAUUGGAAGAGUUGAGCAGAGCUUAGUGCGUGGAGAAUUGGACUCUGCCGUUGAGGAGGUUGCUAACUUGAAGGGCUGGACAAGGAAAUUGGCAGACGAUUGGGUGAGAGAGGGCAGAAAGAGAUUGGAGGCCGAGUUUUUGAUUGAUUUGAUCGACGCGGAGACGAAGGUAUUGUAAGUACGCCAGAGGAUUUUGAACUUCAUGUAGAUGAACUAUGAAUAACAUGUAUAAAAAAAGUUUUUAGGGAUCAGGAAUUUCCCUGGAAGCGGUUGUAUUUUGAGUGCAGACUACGAAGGCGGGAUUCCAAAAUUGAACUCUUAAAUCAAGACAUUCUAAACAGCAUGAGGCGAGUGGGAGAUAGUGGCUAGAUGGUAUUACAUGGCUCAUCAUAGAAUUGAGUACUUGCCCUUACUGACUGGUAUCAGGAUCAGACUCAGGGCUUUGAGAAAUCGUUUAAUGUAAAGUUGACGUGUUCCACAGUUUAGUUUCAAGAAGAUUACACGCUGAGAUGUCUACCAUGCAUAUGUGUCAGAGGAACAAAAAAAUGACUUGAUUCUGUGUAUUGCCUGUGAGGUCGCCGUGCAUUGUCCAAAUUAGCUUUCCGAAAUAAUCAACAGCAAAUAUGUGAAGCCAUUAAGUUAAGCUGAAGUAAGUAUACGUAUGA